AUGGAUAAGGAAGAGAGUGGUCUUGCGGACAUCCCGGAAGAGUCCCAGCACUGGGCGAGGGGACAGCCGCCAGCAAAGAACCACCACCACCACCACCGCGGAGUCUGCAGACCACGUCCACGUCACAUUCAGCCGCCGCAGAUUGUCUCCAUGGAGGGCUUGAUAGAGCGACUGGAGCGCGCAGUCACUCGUUUGGAGCAGCUGUCGGUCACCAUGCAGGUAUCCAGCAGUCUGACCAACGGGAACUGUGCGAACGGCAUGGACGGAGAUAUGUUGCAGCACGUGGAGGCCUUUGACGUCCUUCUGAGAGGCCCAGUGUCCGAGUACAUUCGCCACAGUCAGGCCAUUGGAAGUGACGUGCAGAAACAUGCAGAAAUGGUGCACGAGGCUCUGCAGACGCAAAGAACGUUUCUCAAAAUGGCUGCAACCCACCAAGUGCCUGCUAAGGCGGAGUUGCGUGACCUGCUGAAGCCAAUUUCCGAGCACAUCCAGGAAAUCCAAAACUUCAGGGAACGACACCGCGGCAGCAGCCUCUUCAACCACCUCUCUGCUGUGAGCGAGAGCAUCCCGGCUCUGGGCUGGGUGGCAGUGACUCUAAAGCCCGGUCCAUAUGUGAAAGAGAUGAACGAUGCUGCCACCUUUUACACUAACAGAGUUCUCAAAGACUAUAAGGAAAGCGACAGACGGCACGUGGACUGGGUGCACUCGUACCUGUCGAUCUGGACCGAGAUGCAGUCUUACAUCAAACAGCAUCACUGCACUGGGCUGGAGUGGAGCAAAAUUGGUCCGAUAGCUCCUGCGUCUCUGGUCUCCGCGGCCCCGGGUGCACCCUGUCCUCCCCCUCCUCCUGCCCUCGGACCACCUCCAGUGCUGCCAGACGACCGUGAAGCAGGCAGCACUCCGUCACAGCACUCGUCGCUGUUUGCCCAACUCAACCAGGGCAUGGACAUCACUAAAGGUCUGAAGCAUGUCGGUGAUGAUAAAAAAACACACAAAACUCCAGGUCAACGCUCUCAAACUACAGUCACAGCCAAAACAAAGGCCCAAGGGAAAGCAAGCUCUCCCAAAGCAAGUGUCCAGAAACGGCCCCCUCUGCUGGAGCUGGAUGGGAAGAAGUGGCGAGUGGAAAACUUUGAGCAGAAACACGACCUAGUCAUUGAUGAGACAGAGUUAAAACAUGUUGUUUAUGUUUUUGGCUGCAAUAACUCUACCCUCCAGGUUAAAGGAAAAAUUAACUCUAUUAUUAUCGACAACUGCAAGAAGAUGGGUCUGGUUUUUGAAAACGUGGUUGGCAUUGUUGAGAUAAUUAACUGCAAAUCCAUCCAACUACAGGUUUUGGGGACUGUGCCCACCAUCUCUAUCAAUAAGACUGAAGGCUGUCAGGUUUAUCUGAGCAAAGAGUCUCUCAACUGUGACAUCGUGAGUGCCAAGAGCUCCGAGAUGAACAUUCUGAUUCCCAAAGGAGAGGACGACUAUAAAGAGUUCCCAGUACCAGAGCAGUUUAAGACAGUGUGGGAUGGCUCCAAACUUGUGACAGAGCCCACAGAGAUUGCUGGAUAA
Knipowitschia caucasica is the source of this 1560-nucleotide messenger RNA. The record is from the annotation of a GenBank genome assembly. Lineage: Eukaryota; Metazoa; Chordata; Actinopteri; Gobiiformes; Gobiidae.